Molecule: messenger RNA, 1490 nt
Organism: Cucurbita maxima (winter squash)
Lineage: Eukaryota; Viridiplantae; Streptophyta; Magnoliopsida; Cucurbitales; Cucurbitaceae
Exons: 2
Coding region: 189-1331 (380 amino acids)
Source: RefSeq, a predicted model, not a curated record
ACAUCUCAGUCAAUUUUUUUCCACUCUCUCUCUCCUUCCUCUCUCUUUCCUGUCUGAUCUUCGUCUUCUUCCCCAAAUCAUCUUCCCCUUCCCCCAUUGUUAUAAAUCCUUCUCUGUUUCCUCUUUCUCCACCUAACCUUGAUCCAUUUCCAUAUCCGGACCUCGGAGAUUCCUCCCCCCCGUUCACAAUGGAAGUGGCGGUUCCGGUUACUCCCGUCGACUUCAACUUCGACAGCGCCUGCUCUUCCCCUUACAUGACCGCCCCUUCCAGUCCUCAACGCUUCGGCACCUUCUUCUUCUCCAGUGCUCCCACCUCUCCCUCACGUGCCGCUGCAUUCUACUAUGACUUCCAUGAGUUUGGUUCUGGCUACGGCGACGACGGCGGCGGAAGGAGCUCGUCGGCUUCGGAGAUCCCCUUGCUGUGGGAGGAGAUUCCUGGAAUUGUGAAAUCUGGAGGCGAUGAUUGUAGUAGUGUUGCUGAUGAGGAUUUUGAAUUCGAUUUUAGUGGACAGUUGGAACGGACUUCUUUGUCCGCUGAAGAGCUCUUCGAUUGCGGUAAAAUUAGGGCUCUGAAGCCUUCGCUGUGUCAUCGAGUGGCUGAUUCCGUUUCCUCCAAUGUGACGUCGCCGAUAUCAACAAGAUCGUCGAAAAUCGAACAGGGAAAGAGAAUAGUUCAGGAAGGUUUGUCUCCUCGCCACCACCGUCAGAGAGAUUCCGAUCCGAUUGAGGAGGCUUUCAAGACGACAACACGGAGAACCGACGGAAACGCAGUCGCCGAUACCGAGCGAAAUCGAGGUAGAGGGAGAACGACGAGCACCGGCACCUCGCGGUCGUCUUCAUCCAUUAGACGCACUGGAAGCCGAUCGUUAUCUCCACUCCGAGUCUCAGACAUCAUACUCGAUUCCGAGCAAGAAAUGGAAGCGAAAUCCGCCGUACCUUCCGCCACAAGCAACCACAAACAGUCGAUCUCCUCAUCCGCAUCCUUCCUCUCCGCAUUCUCGUUCUCCAGAGGCCAGAGAAGAUGGAGAAUCCGAGAUCUGCUACUAUUCCGCAGCGCAUCGGAAGGACGAGCGACUGACAAGAAGGCAGUGGAGGAGAUGAAGAACUCAAGCUUCCGGUCGGUGGAGAGCCUGAGUUCGGUAUCGAGCUCGAGAAGAAGAGGAUCGAUUUCGGCUCAUGAAUUACACUACAAAACGAACAGAGCAGUUUCAGAGGAGUUGAAGAGGAAGACGAGUUUGCCGUACAAACAUGGCCUCUUGGGCUGUUUGGGAUUCAAUUCCAAUCUGCAGCGUAAUUUUUCCAAAGGCUUUGGCUCUCUCACACGAACAUGAAUUGAACAUGAAUUGUUUUCUUCUUCUUCUUCUCCUCAUAGAUUUAAUUUGAUUCAACAUUUUAUUUGAAAUAGACUUGUAAUUGGUACAUCUCCACACUCUAGGAGCACCUCAACUGUUUAAAACUUGAGUAGAAAACAAAGUUUUACGAGAUACUCA